Messenger RNA from Ostreococcus lucimarinus CCE9901, 864 nucleotides. RefSeq lists its product with no specific name. The record is from RefSeq and is a predicted model, not a curated record. The transcript has a single exon. NCBI's taxonomy places the organism in Eukaryota, Viridiplantae, Chlorophyta, Mamiellophyceae, Mamiellales, Bathycoccaceae. The coding region runs from base 1 to 864 and encodes 287 amino acids.
AUGCCGACGACGACGCGCGCGGCGUUCGGCGACGACGUCGACGCGUGCGCGCGCGCGACGAGCGAUGGGGUCGACGUGGUGUGCUACAGGCGCCGCCGCUCGACGCGCGCGCCGCCGCUCGCGCGCGUGCGCGCGCGAGGGACGGGCGCGCGCGAGAGAGAGAGAGAGGCGUUCGACGCGCUGCGCGCGACGAUGGGGACGCCGCGCGCGUGGACGGCGAACGCCGAGGGGUGCGCGAUGACGCCGCGCGCGGGCGAGCGCGCGGAGGCGCGCGCGGCGCUGGAGACGUUCAUCCACGAGAGGAUCUUUCGAGCGCUCUUCGGGACGACGACGGCGGCGACGGCGGCGGGCGACGCGGGGGUGUUCGCGCCGCAUCGAGGGACGAACGUGAUGUGGCACAGGGAUGGGUACAUGGCGGGGGCGUACGUCGCGCACGCGAUUUUGGCGGCGGAGGAGGAGGAGGAAGAGGCGAGCGGAGGGAAAUGGUUCGAGCACGCGCUCGUGGACGCCGACGAGGACGAGGAAUCGACGACGGAGACUUUCGAGGUUGAUUUUGAGAAUCAAGGGAUAUUGUCAAAAUCGGUGCGAAAGGGGAAUUUCGUGCCGAUCGACGCGCGCGGUGGUGUUUUGUGUGUUUUCGAGGACGCCGCUGUGCUGCACCGGUCGCCGAAGUCGGCGGGAAAGGCGUUGGACGCGAUGACGCGAACGAUAGCGAGGUUCAACUUCAGCGCGGUGGAUGGCAGCGGGCGUACGGUGCGCAUCUUCGCGCCCGACGAUGCGUCUUGGACACCGUUCGACGAUAGAGGUGCCGUCCGAGGUCUCACCGCGAUGGAUGGUUUCGACGCGUACGUUCGCGAUUCGUGA